Molecule: messenger RNA, 1455 nt
Organism: Balaenoptera musculus (blue whale)
Lineage: Eukaryota; Metazoa; Chordata; Mammalia; Artiodactyla; Balaenopteridae
Gene: WDR88
Product: WD repeat domain 88
Exons: 11
Coding region: 1-1455 (484 amino acids)
Molecular function (GO): protein binding
Source: RefSeq, a predicted model, not a curated record
AUGGCCUCCCAGCCCCCGGGCGCCCCCAGCUCCGCAAAAGCCCUGGACCAGGAUGGGAAGACAGCGCUCCAGAGAAGUAACGUGCAGCUGUCCUCGCUCCACAUCCGAGACGGCUCGCACCGGCCCUGCAAGCUGCCCUGGGUAGCCCUGGUCAGGGCCUGCGGCCGCUUCAAACUCUCACUCUUAGAGGCGCGGCGGGGCCGGCUGCUGCCCUCGCUUAACCCCCUGGCCGUGGGCAAUGACUUGCCACCGCCGGAGAAGCACUGGAUGCCUGAGAAGGCAGCGUUCUGGGGCGACCAGGAACCCCUCUCCAAGAUCCCAUUUAAAAUUAUGAGGGGACACCAGCACAUUGUGAGUUCCUGCCACUUCUGUGUGGAUGACACAAAGGUCCUCAGUGGCUCCUAUGACUGCACCGUGAAGCUGUGGGAUGCCGUGGAUGGAUCUAUUGUUCGGAAUUUUGAGCCGGGGCCCGGAGCUCCUGUUUUAGAAUGCAGCGUCACGGCUGACAGCAGAAGAAUUAUUGCAGCAUCUUAUGACAAAACAGUGAGGGCUUGGGACCUUGAAACAGGCAAGCUGCUGUGGAAGCUCAGUCAUGAAACCUUCAUAGUCUCCUGUAAGUUUUCCCCCGAUGGUAAAUACGUGGUCUCAGGCUUGGAUGUGGACCGUGGAAUCUGUAUAACAGAUGCAGAAGACACCACCACCGUGUCCCACAUCAAAGAUCAUCAUGGGAUGUCGGUCACAGCAUGCUGCUUUGACCCAGACAGCCAGAAGGUGGCUUCCGUCUCACUGGACAGGAGCAUCAAGAUCUGGGAUGUGACAUCCCAGGCCACGCUGCUCACCAUCCCCAAAGCACACACCAAUGCAAUCUCAAACUGCUGUUUUACCUUCAGUGGCCAUUUCCUGUGUACAAGCUCUUGGGAUAAAACCUUAAAAAUAUGGAACGUCCAUACAGGGGAGUUUCGAAACCGUGGAGCCUGUGUGACUCUGAUGCAGGGUCAUGAAGGUUCCGUGAGCUCCUGCCACUUUGCCAGAGACACCUCUUUUCUUGUGUCUGGAGGGUUCGACAAGACUGUGGCUAUUUGGGAUGUAGGAGAAGGCUACCGGAAGCUCUCCUUGAAGGGCCAUAAUGACUGGGUGAUGGAUGUUGCCAUUAGCAAAAACAAGAAAUGGAUCCUGUCUGCUUCAAAGGAUAAGACCAUGAGACUAUGGAAUAUUGAAGAAAUUGACCAAAUUCCUUUGGUAAUCGAGUACAAAAAGGCCCGGGGCUUAAAGCUGAAACAGUGUGAAGAAUGUGACAGGCCUUUCUCCAUCUACGAAAGUGACAUCUUUUCUGAAACAGUCACCAAAUGUGUGUUCUGCCGGAUCGAAGCAAAAAACUUGUCAAUAGAGGCCUCACCAUCAUCAGAAGGGGAGGUCUCACGGUCAAGGGAGUGCAGCCGGGGUGAGGAUGGUUGA